UGCGUGAGGAUUCUGUUUCCCGGGAAAGCCAGUCUCGGGCUCCGGGCUCCGGCUGGCGGAAGUGACGGGUGGAUUUGUUGACAGCGGAGCCUGUUGGGGAGCGGGGCGGGAGCGGACCCUCAGGAGGACACACAGACCCCCGCCCCCGGGGACCGGAACCGGAACGAACCUGGAUCCCCUCUACCCAGGGAGCCGGGCAGGGGCCUCGGGCCAGAUGUCCUAAUGUCCCUGUAAAUCCAGCUGGGAAUCUCCUGAGGUUGGGGGGCAGGGAUCCCUUGAAUUGAAAAACUUCCUUCUGCCACAGUUCCCUGCUCCCCCUGCCUUCCACCUCUGUUCCCUGAAGAUGGCAUCUGACAGCCCAGAGUCGUUGAUGACAUUAUGCACAGGCUACUGCCUCCGCAACCUGGAGGGGACCCUCUGCUACCUACUGGACAACGAGACUCUCCGGCUUCACCCCGAUGUCUUCCUGCCGAGUGAGAUCUGUGACAAGCUCGUCAAUGAGUAUGUGGAGCUGGUGAAUGCAGACAGCAUCUUUGAACCCCAUGAGAGCUUCUUCACCCUGUUCUCAGAUCCUCGGAGCACCAGGCUAGCCCGAAUCCAUUUGCGGGAGGACGUAGUGCAGGACCAGGACCUGGAAGCCAUCAGAAAGCAGGACCUUGUUGAGCUGUCCCUGAUUAACUGUGAGAAGCUGACAGCCAAGAGCCUGCAGACCCUGCUGAGCUUCAGCCACACUCUAGUUUCUCUUAGCCUCUUCGGCUGCAGUAAUCUCUUCUACGAGGAAGAGAACCCAGGAGGCUGUGAAGACGACUGCCUGGUGAACCCCACUCGCCAGGUCUUGGUCAAGGACUUUACCUUCGAGGGGUUCAGACGCCUGCGCUUCCUGAACCUGGGCCGUAUGACUGAGGGGGUGAACGUGGAGACAUUGCUUCGACCUUUGGCCUCCCUCACUGCCCUGGAUCUCUCUGGGAUCCAGCUCAAUGAUGUGGCAUUUCUGACCCAGUGGAAGGACAGUCUGGUUUCCUUAGUGCUUUACAACAUGGACCUUUCAGAGGAGCACAUCCAAGUGAUCUCACAGCUCCGCAAGCUCAGGCACUUGGAUAUUUCCCGAGACCGGCUGUCCAGUUAUUACAAAUUCAAGCUGACCCGGCGGGUGCUGAGCCUGUUUGUGGAUAACCUGGUAAACCUCUCCUCACUAGAUAUCUCAGGGCACACCAUGCUGGAGAACUGCACCAUCUCAAACAUUGAGGAGAAAGUGGGUCAGACAAGCAUUGAGCCAUCAAAGAGCAGCAUUGCCCCCUUCAGGGAUCUGAAACGACCGCUUCAGUUCCUGGGCCUCUUUGAGACCUCUCUUUGCCGUCUGACGCAUAUCCCAGCCUACAAGGUGAGUGGGGACAAGAAUGAAGAGCAGGUGCUGAACGCUAUCGAGGCAUACACUGAACACCGGCCCGAAAUCACGUCCCGGGCCAUCAAUCUCCUUUUUGAUAUCGCCCGCAUCGAGCGCUGCAGCCAGCUGCUGAGAGCACUGCAGCUGGUGAUCACAGCUCUCAAGUGUCACAAGUACGAUAAGAACAUCCAGGUGACUGGGAGCGCAGCCCUUUUCUACCUAACAAAUUCAGAGUAUCGGAUGGAGCAGAGCGUGAAGCUGCGGCGUCAGGUGAUCCAGGUGGUGCUGAAUGGGAUGGAGUCUUACCAGGAAGUGACAGUGCAGCGGAACUGCUGCCUGACACUGUGUAACUUCAGCAUCCCAGAAGAACUGGAAUUCCAGUACCGUCGUGUCAACGAGCUGCUGCUGAACAUCCUUAACCCUACUCGGCAGGAUGAGUCCAUCCAGCGCAUCGCUGUACACCUCUGCAAUGCCUUGGUCUGCCAAGUGGACAACGACCAUAAGGAGGCUGUGGGCAAGAUGGGGUUUGUCAUGACCAUGCUAAAGCUGAUUCAGAAGAAGCUGGUGGAUAAAACAUGUGAUCAGGUGAUGGAGUUCUCCUGGAGCGCCCUGUGGAAUAUCACAGACGAAACCCCCGAUAACUGUGAGAUGUUUCUCAACUACAGUGGCAUGAAGCUCUUCCUGGAGUGCCUGAAAGAGUUCCCAGAGAAGCAGGAGCUGCACCGUAACAUGUUGGGGCUUCUGGGAAAUGUGGCGGAGGUAAAAGAGCUCCGCCCACAGCUCAUGACCUCCCAGUUCAUCAGUGUGUUCAGCAACCUGUUGGAGAGCAAAGCAGAUGGGAUUGAGGUAUCUUACAAUGCAUGUGGAGUUCUCUCCCACAUCAUGUUUGAUGGCCCAGAGGCUUGGGGUAUCUGUGAGCCACGCCGAGAGGAAGUAGUAGACAGGAUGUGGGCAGCCAUCCAGAGCUGGGACAUUAACUCCAGAAGAAAUAUCAAUUACAGGUCAUUUGAACCAAUCCUUCGACUCCUUCCGCAAGGGAUCUCUCCUGUCAGCCAGCACUGGGCUACUUGGGCUCUCUAUAACCUCGUCUCUGUUUACCCUGACAAGUACUGCCCGCUGCUGAUCAAAGAAGGUGGAAUGCCCCUUCUGAAGGAGGUGAUUAAGAUGGCUUCAGCACGCCAGGAGACCAAGGAAAUGGCCCGGAAAGUUAUAGAGCACUGCAGUAACUUUAAAGAGGAGAACAUGGACACUUCCAGAUAGAGGCAAUGAUCUAACAACGCCUCUUGCCAGCACUGUAUCCAGCUUCUCUCUAAUUCACUGUAUAUAGAGAGGUCUCUUUCUCACCAGCUUGGCUGUUGGAAGGAACCUGUGUGUGUGUGUGUGUAUGGGUGGGGGUGUGUGAGAGAGAGAGAGACCCUCAGUAGAUGAAGGUGCAC
This is a messenger RNA of Mauremys mutica (yellowpond turtle), 2820 nucleotides long. RefSeq names its product zyg-11 related cell cycle regulator (gene ZER1). The coding region runs from base 344 to 2644 and encodes 766 amino acids. Gene Ontology annotation, molecular function: protein binding. The record is from RefSeq and is a predicted model, not a curated record. Gene Ontology annotation, cellular component: Cul2-RING ubiquitin ligase complex. The transcript has 16 exons. NCBI's taxonomy places the organism in Eukaryota, Metazoa, Chordata, Testudines, Geoemydidae.